Molecule: messenger RNA, 7329 nt
Organism: Sinocyclocheilus rhinocerous
Lineage: Eukaryota; Metazoa; Chordata; Actinopteri; Cypriniformes; Cyprinidae
Product: tight junction protein ZO-1-like
Exons: 28
Coding region: 471-4937 (1488 amino acids)
Biological process (GO): establishment of endothelial intestinal barrier; protein localization to cell-cell junction; cell-cell junction organization
Cellular component (GO): bicellular tight junction; plasma membrane
Molecular function (GO): cell adhesion molecule binding
Source: RefSeq, a predicted model, not a curated record
CACACACACCUACACAGACUCCCCUAGCUACCUCACGCACGGACGCGUGGACGCUGCAGCGCGUGCGAGAGAGAGAGAGAGAGACAGACAGACAGAAAGACAGACAGAUCGACAGACAGAAGAGAGAGAGCGCGCGCGUUCUAAGCAAAGCGGCAGCACGCGCGAGUGGCGGCAAAAGAAUGCCCAUCUCCUGACUAAUAACGAAUGGGUUGGCGCGCUUUCCGUUCUUAGAGGUAAUACGAGUAGACUGUGAUGGGUGGCAGCGGCGUGCUCCCUCGCGUGGAGUGAUUUCUCUAUCAGUGCUGCUACCGCUGCUGCUGCUGGAAAUGGCGCUGUGAUGUUCAACAAGGAAGACGCAGUUGAAGCCGAUGCCAGGGAGAAGGAGGAGAGAAUAAAUUGUUGUUAUUAUUAGUAGUACCUGCGCUUCUGGUGCGGAUUUUUGUGUUUCAAAAAAAGCGGUGAACAGUACCAUGGUGAAUUACCAGGACUACAUUACUGUAAUGCAGCUGGCUCUAGGGGUGACUGCCAUCAACAGAGAGCGUAGCCUGCCUCCCAGAAAACAUAUGUGGGUCUUCCCCAAACACGACAAAGACAAAUACGGGCCUGCAGUUUACUAUCCCAAGAUCCACGGUUUCAUCCACACCCCAGAAAACAUCGCUCUGCUGGAAGAAUCUGAGGGAUCGGUGCACGGCAAACCAUCCCUGCGCAGAAUCAAGGGCCGAAUCCACCGCAGCAAGAGCCUGGACAGCAUCGACCUGCUGGACUCCAACAGUGCUGCAAUGGAGGAGACCGUAAUAUGGGAACAGCACACUGUAACUCUACACAGGGCUCCAGGGUUUGGCUUCGGGAUCGCUAUCUCAGGCGGGAGGGAUAACCCUCACUUUCAGAGCGGGGAGACAUCCAUCGUCAUAUCUGAUGUGCUGAAGGGAGGCCCAGCCGAGGGCCUGCUGCAGGAGAAUGACAGAGUGGUGAUGGUUAACGCCGUCUCCAUGGAUAACGUGGAUCACGCAUAUGCAGUGCAACAACUUCGGAAAAGUGGCAAGAAUGCAAAAAUAACCAUCAGGAGAAAGAGGAAGGUGCAGAUCCCCAUGGGGCGCCCGGGUGAACGCGAGACCAUGUCAGAGCAUGACGAGGACGACGACAGCUAUGAAGACGAGAUCUACGAGGCCCGGAGCGCACGGAGCGGACCCAGCGCCUGCAGCGGGGGCGGAGCCACGGGCCGGAGAGAGAGGAGUCUGUCCCCACGCUCGGACCGCCACUCUGUGUCCUCCAACCAACCUCCACGCCCAGCCAAGGUCACCCUCAUCAAGUCCCGCAAAAAUGAAGAAUACGGGCUUCGCCUGGCCAGCCACAUCUUCGUAAAGGACAUUUCCCCCGAGAGCCUGGCAGCCCGGGACGGAAGCAUACAGGAGGGAGACGUAGUGCUCAAGAUUAAUGGCACGGUGACUGAGAAUUUGUCCCUGAUCGAUGCUAAGAAACUGAUUGAGAGGUCAAAGGGCAAGCUGAAGAUGGUGGUGCAGAGAGACGAGAGGGCGACCCUGCUCAAUAUCCCAGACAUGGAUGACAGCAUACCUUCAGCUAAUGCCUCUGACAGAGAUGAUAUUUCAGACAUCCACUCCGUGGCCUCCGAUCAUUCUAACCGAUCCCACAACCGGAAGAGGAGCAGCCGCUCUCGUUCUCCAGACCGCCGCUCCGAGCCCUCGGACCACUCUAGACACUCUCCGCCACAGAUCAGCAACGGCAGGGCCACAGGGCCGACGGCUCAGAGAACCCGGCCAGUUCACCGAAGCCGUGAUGAAGACAGGGUCUCAAAGGCUGGGCCGCUUCCCCUACCUGCUAAGAUGGUGGAGGAGAUGGCAAAAGAGCAGACUGCAGCCAGAGAAGAGAAACAGCUCCCCCCUCUGCCAGAGCCCAAGCCUGUGUACGCUCAACCCGGCCAGCCUGAUGUGGACCUGCCUGUUAGUCCGGCAGACGCCCCAGUGCCCAGCGUCACGCAUGAUGACAGCAUCUUACGGCCGAGCAUGAAGCUGGUGAAGUUUAAGAAGGGCGAGAGCGUCGGGUUGAGACUCGCUGGCGGGAAUGACGUUGGGAUAUUUGUGGCAGGAGUUUUGGAGGACAGUCCUGCUGCUAAAGAGGGCCUGGAGGAGGGAGACCAGAUUCUCAGGGUAAACAAUGUGGAUUUUGCAAACAUCAUCCGCGAGGAGGCAGUGCUGUUUCUGCUGGACCUGCCCAAAGGAGAGGAGGUCACCAUCCUGGCCCAGAAAAAGAAAGAUGUAUACAGACGCAUUGUAGAGUCUGACGUAGGUGACUCGUUCUACAUCAGGACCCAUUUUGAGUACGAGAAGGAGUCACCCUACGGCCUGAGCUUCAAUAAGGGGGAGGUCUUCAGAGUAGUCGACACCCUUUACAACGGCAAACUGGGCUCUUGGCUUGCCAUCCGCAUCGGCAAGAACCACCAGGAGGUGGAGCGGGGCAUAAUCCCCAACAAGAAUAGGGCUGAGCAGCUAUCGAGUGUCCAGUACACUCUCCCAAAGACUCCAGGAGGGGAUCGGGCCGACUUCUGGAGGUUCAGAGGCCUCCGUAGCUCCAAACGCAACCUGAGGAAGAGCAGAGAGGACCUUUCUGCUCAACCUGUCCAAACAAAGUUCCCCGCUUAUGAAAGAGUGGUGCUUCGAGAAGCUGGUUUCUUGAGGCCGGUGGUCAUUUUCGGGCCUAUUGCGGAUGUCGCAAGAGAGAAACUGUCCAGAGAGGAGCCUGACGUCUUUGAACUUGCAAACCCUGCAAAGACCCGGCUGGUGUCUCAUGAUUCUCAAGCAGGGUGUCAAGAACAUGAGGAUGAUACGGAGGGCGGGGCCUACACUGACCAGGAGCUGGAUGAAACCAUGAAUGACGAGGUGGGCCUGCCCAGCGAGCCUGCCAUCACACGCUCAUCUGAACCUGUCCGAGAGGACCUGCCGGUCAUCCAGGACGCAACUGGGUACCCGAGCUACCAGCAUGCUGUGCCGCAACCGGAGCCAGUUAACCGCAUCGACCCAGCCGGGUUUAAGAUGGCAGCGCCUCAGCAGCAAGCUGAGGUCGCUCUGGCCUCGCCGCCCCCUCCCUCUGCAGCGGCAGCAGCGCCCCCUGCUGUCCAACCAACCGCGCCACUAGCGGGUACGGACCCAGAGGAGCCGUCUGGCACCCCUCAGGCCGACACCCUUAACAGCCCCGUCCCUGUUCCUGACCCCCAGCCCGAACCUGAGCUCGCUCAGCCCCCAACACACGACCCCCCCCAGUUGCUUCCUCCUGGCCCAGAUCCAAAGAUGUAUAAAAAGGAUCUGUACAGCAUGGAUGAGGCGGUGCGAGUGAACCACAGUGUGAAGCCUCCCCCUCCCCACCACCAGCAGCAGCAGCAGCCUUUAGGCCCCCCCACCUCGCUCUCCUACAGCCACCAGCCUGUCUACCAGGACCAACAGCCAUACCGCCAGUACGAACACCCGCCUUAUGGCUAUGACGGUGGCGGCUACGCACAACCAAAGCCUCACAAUUACGACCCGCACCUGCACUACGACAGCCGUGUUCCUCACUACAACGAGCAGUGGCCCCCUUACGACCAGCAGCAGACUUCACCCCAACCGCCGCCCACGUCCGGCUACGCUCAGGCCCACCAGCCUCCUCCUCCUCCACUGGGGUACGAACCCCGCUCUCCAUACGAGGACGGCCCAACCAGGGAUUUCAGCCCCCCUCAGUCCCAAUACGAUGGUGUGUCCCCAAUGAGCUACGAUAACCGGCCGCGGCACGCUAAACCCGCUCCUGCGCGCUACGAAGAGCCGCCUCCUCCAGUCUCCUACGACGCCCGCUCACCCUUCGAGUCCGAUCCGCAUGGAUUCCCAGGCAAUGCGCAUCGCUCCCCUGAUCCGCCCAAGCAGUAUUACGGUGAUGCUGCAAUGAGACCCUCGUACAACCCUGGAUCGCCGAACCGAACGUAUAAACCAGCACCACACGAGCCCGUGAUGAACUCUGAACCUCCUGCUCCGCCUCCCAAACCCGAGGCCGUCUUGUCUUCAGGAGAACCAGCUCACCCUGCAGCUCCCAAACCAUUGCCGCCUCCCCACAAGGAUGAUGAUGAUGAUGAUGAUGAUGAUGAAGACCCUGCCAUGAAGCCCCAGUCUGUGCUCAACAGGGUCAAAAUGUUCGAGAACAAGCGCUCCGUGUCCGUAGACCGAGCCAAGGAUACGCCGGAAGUAGCGGGAAUCAGGCCCACAGAUCUCCCAAAACCUGUGAGCACACCGGAUCCUGUGCUUAAAGCCAACUCUCUCAGCAACCUAGAGCAGGAGAAACCCUCUUACAGAGCCCCAGAGCCCCAGAAAGCUCAGCCGCGUGCAGGGGACGAUGUGGUGCGCUCCAACCACUAUGACCCAGAUGAAGAUGAAGAGUAUUACAGGAAGCAGUUGUCGUAUUUUGACCGCCGCAGCUUUGACAACAAGGCCAUGAAUCAGCCCAACACUGGAAUCAAUCGCUUCCAUGAGCCGCCCAAACCGUCUCAGCCCCAGAUCGCAUAUCCUUUUGCCAGAAUUUCAGAAAUCAGUGUGAACUCGCUGCCAGAUCCUCACAGCUCUCCCAAAGCCAAACCGGAUCAGUCGGCUCUCAGAGCUCCCACCCGGGAUGACCCCAUCCAGACCAGCUACCUGCCCCCCAAGUCUUCUAUCAAUGGCACAGAUGCCCCUCCCAAGACGCUAGGCGUCCCUACCAGCUACAACCCCUACGUCCCCAAGCCUUACACCAGCUCCGCCCGACCCUUCGAGCGCAAGUUCGAGAGCCCCAAAUUCAACCACAACCUGCUUCCCAACGACACCCAGUCCAAACCCAGUGUGAACAACAACCUGAAACCUCAAAUCUCGCCCCAGCCCCUGGACACCGACAGCGGGGUCGACACUUUCACGCGCACCAUGGUCUGAAGUUCCUGAAGCCCGUGGAACUGCGUCUACCACACUGUGCGUCUAUGACCCCUGAUGGUUGGUCUUUUGCUCUAAAAUCCUCCGACUCCUCGUCGGGUGACCCCAAAUGCUGGCAAAACAAGUGUCUACCAGGAGACCCCAAUUACCUGGUGGGCGCCAACUGUGUGUCCGUGCUGAUCGACCACUUCUGAAGAGAGCAACAGCUGGUCUGUUACUGAACGUCAGCGCGCAUGGACCCUUCUCCAGUUCUUCUACUCAGGAGGAGGGAUUUGCACCACUUUAUGAAGUAUUAAUUCUUCCCUCUUUUCUUUGAUGGGCUGAAGCGUCGUUCCCAAAAAAUAUCUUUGAGAAUAGCACUGAUGGCACAGUGCUAUGGAGCGCUCCUUUUCCUAUUCCCUUUGGUUUCCUCUUUUUUUCCCCCCAAGUUUGGUUUUGCCUUUUUCUUUACCUUUUGGUGCUUGAAGACUUGCAAAAAAUUACAAAUGAAAUCAAACUGCUAAUGGAAUGCAUGAACUGUUGUGGCAACAGUUGGAAAAAUGACCCCAUUUUUGACAUUUGUAGCGUAUUUUACUCUAAUUAAUUAGAAGUCUUGAACGGAAUCGGAAAAAAAUAAAUGGAAAAAUGUAUUAGUUUUACGUAAUACAAGUGAAUCCUACUAAUGUGCUCCCAAACAGAAAAGUCAAUGUAGAGCUUUUUUGUUUGCAAGGUUGUGUUUUUUUCGUGGAACGCUGUAAUGAAUUGUCGCGGAUCUGGAAAGCAUGUCGGUUUCUAGAAAAUGAAGAACAAUUGAGACUUUUUUGAAGUGAAGAACUGAUUAUUGAAGGAAUGUGACUGUUGCACUCAUCUGCUCAUGGACUUCCCUCGGCUAAAAAACAAAACAAAAAAAUGGGCUCUUUCUCACUCGUUUUGAACCGAUCUUUUCUAGCGAUGUUUUAUUGUAGAUAAACAUUGACUGUGGUUUUCCGAAACUCCUGCUGUCUAGAGAUCUAUGCAUGUGCUAUGACUCAGGUCCAAACGCCUGCUACUAUGUUGAGUACACAAACCUACCCAUCAUACACUGCAAGCAGUGAUGCCUUAUCUGCAUUUUUUUGUUACUUUGACCCGAAAGACUAGCAAAUGUCGAAUUUCUGUUACAGAGGGAAGUUACGAAGGACACAAAACUCACACCAUAAUGAAGCGGGAUAUUUAGCACACAAAUAAUGAAGUCUGAUCAACAGGUCUGCUUUUUCACUGCUAUGCAUAUGACGAUAUACAAGAACACUAGGAUAUGUUUCAAUUACAGCUGUAUAUAUUGUGCUAGCAUAUGGCCUUGGUUCGCUGUAAAUGACCUUUUGUACAUCUUUGUUAUUUUGUAUCAAAACGUAACAUGGAAAAAAGUUUCUUAACGGAGAAAAAAAAAGGAAAACUAUAACAUUGGUUAUGUUUGUAUUCCAGUUAUACUUCUGAGCCUUGGAAUUUACCUUAGCAGUACAGAGAAAAUUGAAACAAAUAAAAAAAAAAUUAAAUAAAUGCAACGAAAAAGGACGUUAUCUUUUAUACCAACAACAUAUAUACAAACACUACGUAAUGGCAUUUUUAAAAGUUACAGAAACUUGUAUUAUUUACAAACUAGAAAAGUGCUCGGUUUAAAUAAUUUAAGGAUUCUGUACUUCAGACGGGUCCGUGUUGGUGGUUGGACCCUGACUUUAUUUGUGAUACUGGAUGCUGUAUUGUGUGCCCUGAAAUGUAUUUUUGUACUAAUAGACAGUUUAUUAAGGCACAUCAGUACGAAUUUGUUUUGAUAUGACGACGCAGCUUCAUUCUGGGUUUACUUUUCUUUGUGUGGCGACAUUCUUUUUAUUUUCUCUUUUUUUUUUUCUUUGCAGCACAUUUCUAAGUAUACAACUGUAUUAAUAAAUUAAUUUUAAAGUAAAAAUUGUUUUUACUCUUUGACGAACGUGGUGUUGGAUAAUCUUGACGAUUGUGAAAUGGAAACGAUGUCAAUGACCCCUGUGUUGGGUACAGAAGGGAAAGUGGUUCAUUUGGGUUUGUGGUUUUAGACAUGUUUAUUUUUGAGCUCAGAGGUUGAUGGGAAGGGAGGUCAUGAAUUUUGUACACUUGCCCUUUCACCUACUUAAAACAGAUACUGCAGCUGAUUAGAGUCAAACUCUUGACCAGCUGACGCAAGACCAUUGAGAAAACCAGCGGCCAGCUUUCUUAAAAGCCAUUGUGUCAGCAGAAGGACUUUUCAACCCAUAAAGCAGUGGCUCUCAAAUGGUUUGUGGCAAGUGGUGACUAGGAACCACAAUUAUUUUACUAAAGUAAAUAAAAAUGUCAUUCAAAUUGAAAUUUUAAAUUAAAUUGUCAAAUUUAAUUUGAGUGACAAAUUUGAGCCAAAAUACUAGGGCUGGGU